Messenger RNA from Diplodia corticola, 291 nucleotides. RefSeq lists its product as uncharacterized. Bases 1 to 291 code for a protein of 96 amino acids. The transcript has 2 exons. The record is from RefSeq and is a predicted model, not a curated record. Lineage: Eukaryota; Fungi; Ascomycota; Dothideomycetes; Botryosphaeriales; Botryosphaeriaceae.
AUGCCUCACAACAGGUCGUGGUCCGGCACGUCGCUCGCCUCCAUUCCGGAGGACAGCCCGAUCAUCACCACGUCGGCUCUCGACAAAGUCAUGGCUCACUUCUCCAACACCAACGAGCCCAUGGAACCGUCUCACCGAAUCUUGGUCUGUCACCUGCUUCAGGAAAGGCUUGCGCGCCUGAUGAGAGGUAAGGACAACGUGAAGAUGAAGAUGGACCUGCUGGACGUCUGCAUCGAGCGCUGCCGCAAGGAGCUUGACGUCUUGCGCUCCAAGUGCCAGGGCUCUGCCUGA